UACAUUCGUAACAUGUCCGACGAGAUUUCAGUCUCUCGGUUUCGUGCUUACAGUCUACACCGGUUCAUCGUCGAUGAUCGUUCAUACGGUUAACUUUAAAAUCUAAUUUUCGUUCUAAGGUCUUCGAUUUAUCGAUUACCCGGAAAGUCACUAAAGCUUGACGAAUCCACCGGCUUCUCUGAAUUCCUUUCCUUUCCUUUCCUUUCCUUUCCUUUUCUCUCCACUACUGCUUAUUCUCUUCCUACUUCUCCUCCUUCUCCUCAUCCUCCUCCUCCUCUUUCUCCUCUUCUUCUUGCUAUCCUCCCCACUCUCCACAGUUGGUCCAGUGUUUCAUUAUACCGUAUGAAGUACACAUAGCAACCGACAGUUCGUGCGACGAGUUGGUACCGGUAACGGUGUUUGGAAAAGAUUGCGUCUUCUAACUACGAAAGAAGAAGAGAUAAAAGAAGAGAUGUCUCCCAGUCAAUAUUAUCACGUGCAGUGCACGCCAACCGUCUACCCGGCUGAUCCUUUUAAUUCCGAGGAAGAUGCAACUCUUUUACGAACGGCAAUGAAGGGCUUUGGUACUGACGAACAAGCCAUUAUCGAUGUACUUGCCCAUCGUGGAAUCGUUCAGCGUCUUGAAAUCGCUGAAAAAUUUAAAACGAUGUACGGGAAAGAUCUUAUCUCUGAAUUGAAGUCCGAGCUUGGCGGUAAUUUUGAAAAAGCUAUUAUCGCCUUGAUGACACCACUUCCAGAAUUUUAUGCAAGAGAAUUGCACGAUGCAAUUUCUGGAAUGGGCACGGACGAAGGUGCUCUCAUCGAAGUAUUAGCAUCUUUAAGCAAUUAUGGGGUUAAAACUAUAGCUGCCGUUUAUAAAGAGCUAUACGAUACUGAUUUGGAGGAUGAUCUCAAAAGCGAUACUUCCGGUCAUUUCAAGAGACUCCUUGUUUCGUUGUCAUGUGCAAACAGAGAUGAAAGUUCGGAAGUCGACGUUGCGGCCGCUACGGAGGAUGCUGAAAAACUUUUAGCCGCUGGUGAAGAACAAUGGGGAACGGAUGAGAGUACAUUUAAUUCUGUAUUGAUCACGAGAAGUUUCCCACAAUUAAGACAAAUUUUCAAAGAAUAUGAACGCCUGGCUGGUCAUUCAUUGGAAGAAGCUAUCAAACAAGAAUUUUCAGGCUCUCUUGAAGAUGGUUAUCUAGCAGUUGUAAAAUGCGCCAGAGAUAAAACCUCGUACUUCGCUGAAAGACUAUACAAAGCUAUGAACGGAAUUGGUACUACUGAUUCAACGUUAAUACGAAUAAUAGUAGCACGAUCGGAAAUUGAUUUGGGUGACAUCAAGGAGGAUUAUCAGAAAAUUUAUGGGACAUCGCUUGCAGGUGACAUCGAUGAUGACACUUCCGGUGACUACAAGAGACUCUUGCUUGCCCUACUCGGAUGAAAACGUUUUGAUCGUUCAACAUCUCCUUUUUGCUUUUAAAUCGUAUUUUAAUACCAUGGAUGAUACGUAAUGAUUAUCUCUUCUAAAUUUUAAGUUAAUUAGUUUCUUCUCAAUAUGAUUCUCAUGAUUGAGGGUGAAUAAGAUUUGAUUAUGUAUGUGUGUGCGUGUUCCAAUAUUUCUUUUUUUUUUUAUUCGUUUCGUUUUUUUUUCUUUUUCUUUUUUCCCCCCGCCCCCUUCUUUGUCCCACCUCGAAUAAAGUGCAGAUAAUCGCAUUUAUAGAUCAUGCUGGUCUGCACUUUAAAAUUACAUUGUAUACAAAACUUUCAAGAGAAAAGAUUAAUCGAAACCUUUUUACAAAACAAAGGCUGUGAGCUACUAUAAAAAAAAGGAAAAAAAAAAGAAAAACAAAAAAAAA
Vespa mandarinia (Asian giant hornet) is the source of this 1838-nucleotide messenger RNA. RefSeq names its product annexin B9. The record is from RefSeq and is a predicted model, not a curated record. Gene Ontology annotation, biological process: endosome transport via multivesicular body sorting pathway. Gene Ontology annotation, molecular function: phosphatidylserine binding; calcium-dependent phospholipid binding; calcium ion binding. NCBI's taxonomy places the organism in Eukaryota, Metazoa, Arthropoda, Insecta, Hymenoptera, Vespidae. Gene Ontology annotation, cellular component: cytoplasm; nucleus; plasma membrane.